Fundulus heteroclitus (mummichog) is the source of this 1915-nucleotide messenger RNA. Its product is annotated as zinc finger protein OZF-like. The transcript has 2 exons. The coding region runs from base 103 to 1584 and encodes 493 amino acids. Gene Ontology annotation, molecular function: DNA-binding transcription factor activity, RNA polymerase II-specific; RNA polymerase II transcription regulatory region sequence-specific DNA binding. Gene Ontology annotation, biological process: regulation of transcription by RNA polymerase II. Gene Ontology annotation, cellular component: nucleus. NCBI's taxonomy places the organism in Eukaryota, Metazoa, Chordata, Actinopteri, Cyprinodontiformes, Fundulidae. The record is from RefSeq and is a predicted model, not a curated record.
UUGCAAUAAGGAUGUCUUCACUGUAGCCUCAAAGAGAGUUUAUCAAGAGCUUUUUAUGUUCUAACGUAGAAAAAGAUUACAGGGUUUAAAUAAAUCAUCGUCAUGUCCGAGGAACAGAGCAAUGAUUCUCGUAGACUGCUUGAUUUCAGCUGGGGACCCCAGAUAAUCUUACACCGAAUAGAGUUCCUACAGAAUCAAAUUGUAAAGGAGAAGGAUCAUGGUGACCAGUUGCUCUUUAACCCAGAGACGAACUCCAGUUUGGACAAGGUGGAACCAGAAAACAUGCUGAUAAAAGAAGAGCUGGAUGACCUGGAAAAUCAGCAGAUAAAACAAGAGGGAGAGGAGCUCUGCAUAAAUCAGGAUGAAGAACAGUUUAUAAUGAAGCAGGAGACUAAUGCCUGCAUGGGGACUCUUACUAAUGUUAAAAAAUACCUGUCUGAAUCAGAACCAAACAUGAAUCAACUGUUUUCUAGGGACACUCCUGAAGCUGAGAACCAUCACCUUGAAGGAAACGAUCAUAAAAACAUAGCAUCAAAGAUAAAUGAAGGGGCAAAAAAGUAUAGUAAGUGCAAGAAAACUAGACGGCAUGUGGACAAUUCUGACAGCUCAAAACGACACGGCCACAAGAAAACGAGCAAAGAUGAGAAACUGUAUUCUUGUAAAAUAUGUGAUAAAACAUUUUCUUCUAAUAGUCACCUGAAUAGACACAAUAGAAUUCAUACAGGUGACAAGCCUUUCUCGUGUAAGAUCUGCAGAAAAUGUUUCAUUUAUAAAAGCAUGUUAACUAUUCACAUGAGAAGUCACACAGGCGAGAAGCCGUUCUCAUGUGAGUUUUGUGGAAAAUGCUUCAGUCAAAAGUUUAGCGUAACCAUUCACUUAAGAACUCACACAGCUAAGCCUUUCCCAUGUACGGCAUGUGGAAGGAAUUUCAGUCUCAAAUGUGAUUUAGUACUUCACAUGAGAAUUCACGCAGGUGAGAGGCCGUUCUUGUGUACGGUUUGUGGAAAGGGUUUUAGACGAGAGGGUUCUUUAACUGAACACAUAAGAACUCACACAGGGGAUAAACCUUUCUCCUGUAUGACUUGUGAAAAAAGAUUUGGUCAAAAGCGUUAUUUAACUGAGCACUUGAGAAUACACACAGGAGAUAAACCUUUUACCUGUAUAAACUGUGGAAAAGGUUUCUAUCGAAAACAGCAUUUACUUUCACACAUGAAAAUUCACACAGAUGAUAAACCUUUCUGCUGUAAAACCUGUUUGAAAAGAUUUAGACGAAAAUGUUUUUUGACUGAGCACAUGAGAAUUCACACAGGUGAUAAACCAUUUACCUGUAUGACCUGUGGAAAAGGUUUCCAUCGAAAACGUCUCUUAGCGUUACACACGAAAACUCACACGGGUGAGAAACCUUUCUCGUGUGAGCUUUGUGGAAAAAGUUUUACUCAAAAACAGUCCUUAAAAACUCACAUAAAUACGCACACUGGGGAGAAGCCCUAUGCGUGUGUGAUCUGUUUUAGAAGUUUCACUCAAAAAAAGUCUUUAAACAAUCAUGUGAGGACACACAACGGUUCCACGGGUUCUAGUGAAUGACCUGUGGAAAAAGCUUUAGGUUAAAUGUAUUUUAAGUGAUCACAUGAGAAUUUACACUGAUGAGAAGCCUUUUCCACACAGGACCUGAAGAAAAACCUUUACUGACGUAUGGUAUUUGAAAGGUCACAUAUAAAGUAAAAAGUUCUUGAAGUGAUUGUAUUUAUCCUUGAUUUGAGCAGGUACCGUAUUUUCGGACCAUUAGGCGCACAGUGACUUAACGUAUAUUUGUGCGUUUUUGUCCACAUAUAAGGUGUACCGGAUUUCAAGUAGUGGAGACUACUGCUUUCUUCAGUUGUGUUAUCUCCUAAUGUAUUACCUUCUUAUAUUUUAA